Messenger RNA from Carica papaya (papaya), 738 nucleotides. The record is from RefSeq and is a predicted model, not a curated record. NCBI's taxonomy places the organism in Eukaryota, Viridiplantae, Streptophyta, Magnoliopsida, Brassicales, Caricaceae.
CCUCGCUUGGCUUCUCACGGCCCUUCUUAUUCUACCAGGGAGAGAGAGAGAGAGAGAGAGAGAGAGAUGGCGUGCAUGCAUGAUCACAGUUGUGAAGAUCACGAUUGCUCCUCUGAUUGGUCCCUCUACAAACACAUUGAUCUUCCCAAGGUAUCUGCUUUAAAUGAGGCCAUUCCGGGAAGUGUCAAGUCAGUUUUCAAAGCUUGGGAGGAGCGUCUUCUUUCUUCUGGGGACAACUUGGAAAGCAAUGAGGGGGAUCCUGAAUUACUUGUUUAUAUUCCAUUCACCUCAGAUGUUAAGAUCAAGGGCAUAUCAAUUAUUGGAGGUGCUAACGGAACAAGUCCUUCCAAGAUGAGAGCAUUCAUCAACCGGGAGGGCAUUGACUUCUCUGAUGCUCAAAGCAUGCAGGCUGUCCAGGAGUGGGAUUUGGUUGAAAAUUUUCAAGGAGUAUUGGAAUACCAGACAAGAUAUUCAAAGUUUCAGAGUGUUGCAAAUAUCACACUGCACUUUCCUGAGAGUUUUGGUGGUGAUACUACUCAGAUACAGUACAUUGGAUUUAAAGGUGAAGCUACCAAGUUGAAACGGGAUGUUGUCGCAACAAUUGUUUAUGAGAUCACACCGAAUCCUUCUGACCAUAAGUAAGUCUUACUUUCUCCCAUGCAUUAUUUAGACGAAUAGAUUUCUUUUAAAGCAGUGUUGAUUCCUCCUGUUUGCUUAAUAUCCAAUUCGUUUCACUUU